Molecule: messenger RNA, 4801 nt
Organism: Lineus longissimus
Lineage: Eukaryota; Metazoa; Nemertea; Pilidiophora; Heteronemertea; Lineidae
Product: neuropeptides capa receptor-like
Exons: 2
Coding region: 1154-2239 (361 amino acids)
Biological process (GO): G protein-coupled receptor signaling pathway
Cellular component (GO): plasma membrane
Molecular function (GO): G protein-coupled receptor activity
Source: RefSeq, a predicted model, not a curated record
GUGGAAGUGUUUAGCUGACGGGUUCGACACGAAGUCCCUUCAUGACUUAUGAUUGAUUUGUUCACUCACGUCAUGAAUUAGGACUGUACCGUGAAAUCGCAAAGCCACAUUGUAAGGUACGUUUUUGAUUCUAAUCGGCAACUAAUGCCGACUUGAUGCCGGUGGUGAACGUCAUCUCUAAUGCCACCUCCUUUCAAGGAUUGAUAAUAUACACAGCGCCGGUAGAUCGGCAUGCGGCAACUCGGCAAAUUUGAUUCUCAUCAAGCGGACAUCUAAGGACGAACGGGACACACUUCUGUAACGCCGAUGACUUUGGAACGAUCAGCCUUCUGUGUUCCUAAAAGCAAAAGCGAAGCGGGUAACAUCUUCGACACUGGCCCGCCAACUUUUGCGUACAUAAUCAAGCUUAAUAGAGUGGGGUUGUAUGAAUAAAGGACUAGCUUCGACCGGGCAAAGGUCAAAUCUAAAAUGAACGUGUUGGAUCGAGUUCGCCCUGGCCUUGGUGAGAAAGUUCUGUACGGUGUUCAGGAUGAGUGCGUGUGUUUUCGUCUUCGUCACGAGGAGCACCGUUCUAUCCUUCGAACACUGUUUGUGCAUGUUCUUCUGGGUUUGCUUUGUCACUCACAGUUAUUGAUAUUAACUGUAUUAGACACUGUGUACAUUACGCGUUCAUUGCUGAUCAUAGGUUUUGGUAAAAAGUUCGCCUAGGGCCAAUCAAUCCUCACCAAAUUGUAUACGUAUUAAGUAGAAACAUUUACCAAUAUCAUAAUAAAACUUUACAACAUUCAAAUUCCAAAUGCCUGAGUAAAAAAUGACUUCCGUCAAAUCGACACUCGCGCAUUGAUAUGGCCCGAUCUACGAGUUCUAAACUGACCAGUGAGACCACAUUUUCUUUAAGAUAUUGUCAAAAAGUAUAUUGCUGUGAUGGCCUGACUCUGUAGAUUUAGAAUCAAUCACAGAUUGAGAACUAAUUCCACUUUAAUCCAUCCCAGCCAUGUAUUUACCACAACUUGACAUUUUAAUAAGCUCUAAGCGCCACACCUCCGGUCUUGGAUGAAUACAUGUCUCUGCCCAUCAAGGGAUUAUUUUUGUCUUUGGGAUCCGUGGCUCUUCAAGUUUGGAAAGUGUCGCACCGAAGAGUAUUCAUGCGUGCAUGUCACGCAUGCAUCAAGUUAUGACCAAUUCGAGUGUUACAUUCUUAACUACUACGACAGAUUCAAACAGCAAGAGAACGAUGGACCUUGUUGAAACCACGACCAAGGUCGAGAGGUCGGAGAUCGCAUCAUCAUUUCUAGGACUCCUCAACAAGUUCUUUGGAGCCUACCUAAUGCUGGUGGUCAUAAUCUUUGGGCUCGUUGGCAACAUGUUCUCCAUUAUCAUCUUCGUAAGGCAAAGAAGGAGGAACACGGCAGCAAGCGUGUACCUAGUGUCGUUGGCUGUGUCAGAUACCGGGAACCUGGUCAUGAGUUUUCAGACCUGGCUUCAUAAUGGUUUAUUUUACGUCACAAACGGAGAUAUUAACAUCGCGUCUGGCGCCACAGAUAUUGGUUGUCAACUCCGAAUCUUCGUUUGGAAUUGUUUUGUGUUUAUGUCGGGGUACAUCAUCAUCGCUUACAGUAUAGAACGCUGUGUAGCGGUUUGGUAUCCUUUAAAGGUGGCAAGCCUCUUCACUAGUCGACGGCGGAAUAUCAUUCUCGUCAUCCUUUUAUUAAUCUCUUUUACGUUUUACUGUCCAGCGUUUUUAACUUAUGUGUCGUCCACGAUACAAAUCCAAGGCAUUACCAGGCGGUUAUGUUCGAAAGAGCAAGGCAUUCUUCCAACCUGGAUAUUGGAAGCCUUUACUGUCUGGCUAUUCAACACCAAUAUGGUUGCUCCUGUCUGUAUCGUCUUCAUCAUCAACACUCUGAUUGUAGCUGGAGUUUUCCGAGCAAGCAAUAACAUGCACUUUGUUAAAGACUCCAAGACUGAAAUACUGCAGAGAAAACUAGUCAAAAAUCUGUUCAUCAUUUCUUUGAUAUACUUCCUUUCAAUGGCCCCGUAUGUUAUAUUCCGCUGGGUUGAUUUGAUUACAGGUGCCCCGGUAUACCUCCUCGAAUGGUCAACCGCAAUCUCGAAUUUCAUUGUUUUCAACUAUGCGGUUAAUUUCAUCAUCUACUUGUGUACAUUGAAGUACUUUAGGGAUGACGUCAGAUAUUUAUUCUGCGGACGCAUAUUAGAUGAUGAAGAACGCGGGACCUAACCAUGGUGAGUUAGUUAUUAUUGAAUAAAACAUCGCCGACAUUCAUAGACAUGACGAAGUAGGCUACUCCUAGUUUUAAUAACUAAAUAUAAAAACGAAAUAAGAAAACCGACAAUCAAUAAUAUGAUUGAAUUAUAUACAUGAAUUAUGAUAUGAACUAAUAUUAUCAGUGCAGUGCCCUAGUAAGCGCGCAGCGCCUUUAGGUUGGGGGGAAACCCCCCAAACCCCCUGGUUGGGAACCUGCUAUAGUUCCUUCCGCCAAUUUUUUGUUUUGAUAGACAGUUUUCUCCGUGUAUCGCUUUAGCAGUAACUCAACUCCAUCAUCAUUAAUAGCCGGCAAAGAAAGCCCCCCCCCUAACCCCCGUCCUUCUGACAUGUUUUAGCUAGUGCAUUGGGGGAAGGCCCCUCAACCCCCCUAUUGGCCUCUCAAUAAGUCCUUCUGAGCUGCUUACCCCGGGGCGCUUGAGUGGAACCUCCAAACCUUCAUGAUGGUGCAGGCCUUUGACACGUUUAACCCAGAGCGAGGAAGAGGUACUCCUUCGAUGGUACCUAAACUGCAACCCUCAACCAUCAUUACCCUUCCUUUUCACUGGCAUGAUAUUGGCAAGACUACCAAGAGGUCGUACUGGUGGCUUCCUUGAGACAAUUGCUUGUGGUCGUACCUGGGCAACCAAUUCAAGGGGUCAGGGAUCAGGUUUUUCCCCCACCAACAUGUUGCCGAAUGGUUAAUGCAUAAAAAAUUGGUUGGAAAGGGUUUUUGCAGGCCAAGAGACUUGAAGACACUUGACUCUUGAGGAACACCAGACUGAUGAACAAAGAACCUAAAGAACAUAGAACCCUCUUCAUACCUGGGAGCAUAAAAAGCCUGCUAGGGAAUAUUGAUUAUUCUUUAGAAAAAACCAGAAGAUCUGCAAAACCAAUGGUACCCCAUAAAAACAUACAUUCCUCCUUAAGGUGUCUUCGGAUUCCACCACGGCCCAUGUGGAAUUCGUUUAAAAGGUUUAUUGAAAUCUCAAAAUAAAAUUUUUUUCCUCGAACGCCUGCCCGUCUUUUGCUUCAUUAUUUCGGGAUUAUAUCCAUUUUAAGCAUCUUUUGGAUAUUAUCACUAAAGUAUCAAAAAUCAAAACACAUAUGUCGGGGGGGGGGGGGCAAACCCCCAGCAAUUGAAGUUUGAUUAAAAAAAAGUGAGAAUAAUCGUGUGGUUCUCUCUCGGAGCUCAGAAUAGUCGAGUUGCUUCAUUCGCGCGUUUAUCUCUUCUGGCGGCCAUUUUAAGUCAAAUUUAAGCCAUUUGAAACGAAUCCAUGGACUUGAGAAACAUUGUUUACAUUGGAUACGUCGUAUGCACGUUAACCAUAGUAGCGCUUCGCAGAAAAGCUUCGGCUUUUCUGCUGCGCGCUUAUAACGUAUAAGAAAAUGAGGGCAUCAGCUUGCAGCUCAUAUAUUGUAGAAAUUUACAACGAAGUUACCACAAAUCUAGGUGUCUUUAAUGAGAAAUCACUUACACGUGGUAAAAACUUUCCCACAAAAAUAGUUGCAAGGUAAGCAAUAUAACUGACACUAGUGUGUUCUCACCCCCAACCACGAAACGCCAACAUGAACUUAUAAUCGCGUGCUUUCUGCUUUUACUAUGGGACGAUAAUAAUACUGCUCCGUCUUCUUCAAUAUUCGUGGUCGUGCCGUCAUCAACUUGACAGUGACGUUGUCCAUGAAGUAGUUCCCGACGGUGAAGUAAUCCUUGGUGUGCUUCAUCCUUUUCCUUAGUCUUUUAAACUUAAAGAAUUUCAAAAUAUAGGGCUAUAAAAUUUGAAUUACGCAUCUGCUCAUCUUACACAAUAACAUUAACAUACUACGGAUUAAAUAAUGCACUUAUAGCCAACAACUAAUCGAUACCGAUUCUUAUUUCCGGCAGCUUUUGCGUUCAUCGGUCGUUUCGGCAGAUUCGAAUUACACCGCCGAUCACGCGAAGUAACCAUUGGUUCAUGUAACUUUAAGGAAACGACAAAAGCUAGCAUUGGUGUGCUAUUGAAACUUUAGUUUCAACGAAUCGCGCUGUAAAAUUGUUGAAAGACCAAGGCGUCUAUUGUCCAUGUCAUUAGAGGAGAGUCGAAAUUUGAGCCUCAGUACAAGUACCACCCGUUUCUGAGAUGCAUCACAUGCAGAUAUAUGGAAGUCAAGAAAGGCGUUGGUUGAAGUGUUUAGUUGACGGGUUCAAAACGAGUCCCUACAUAAGUUAUGAUUGAUUGGUACACAAAUAUACGUCAUAUAGGAGACUGCAUCGAAGAAUCGCAAAGCCACAUUGUAAACAACGUAUUCGAUCAUAAUCGGCAACUUGCCCAACACUGAUUCUAUUGAUACGGAAAACUUGGAAGACAAACGGACGAUUUGGCUUGUACAGUGACGACAAUUGUGAAGCCGGCCAAACUUGUGUCCAAUACCUUUUCGUAUGUGGACGCCGAAGACUUUGAAACUAGCUGCCUUCUGUGUUUCUCUCAACGCAAAAGCAAUGCGAAGUGAACAACAUCUUCGACACUGGUCCGCCACCUUUCGCGUACAUAACCAAGA